AUGUUCCGUUCUAGUGUAAAUCUCGAUUUUGAAUUGGUCACCUGUAGGGAAGAUUACCACCGGAGUAUUCUUUUCUUCUUUGCUUGCUUAUUUCGCAGGAACCUUCCUUAUAAAAUCACAAAUGAAGAAAUAUAUGAUAUUUUCGCCAAGUAUGGGGACAUUCGUCAAAUCCGAGUAGGAGAGACCAAGGAGACGCGAGGAACUGCCUUCGUCGUCUAUGAGGACAUUUACGAUGCAAAAGAUGCCGUGGAUCAUUUAUCUGGCUUCAACGUCGGUGGUCGCUAUUUAGUUGUGCUCUAUUUCCAGGCCACAAGGUGGUGGUUGUAG
Molecule: messenger RNA, 327 nt
Organism: Blastocystis hominis
Lineage: Eukaryota; Bigyra; Opalinata; Blastocystidae
Exons: 3
Coding region: 1-327 (108 amino acids)
Biological process (GO): mRNA splicing, via spliceosome
Cellular component (GO): precatalytic spliceosome; catalytic step 2 spliceosome; U2 snRNP
Molecular function (GO): RNA binding
Source: RefSeq, a predicted model, not a curated record